This is a messenger RNA of Populus trichocarpa (black cottonwood), 943 nucleotides long. Its product is annotated as allene oxide cyclase, chloroplastic. Lineage: Eukaryota; Viridiplantae; Streptophyta; Magnoliopsida; Malpighiales; Salicaceae. Bases 1 to 777 code for a protein of 258 amino acids. Gene Ontology annotation, molecular function: allene-oxide cyclase activity. The transcript has 2 exons. Gene Ontology annotation, biological process: jasmonic acid biosynthetic process. The record is from RefSeq and is a predicted model, not a curated record.
AUGGCCUCUACCAGCUCUCUCAAGCCAGUCUCUUCUCUCAAACUCUCUAACCCAAGAUCCCAAUCUCUCUUCCAAUCCCAACAACAAUUGGGUUUCACUCACUCACAAGGCUUUGCAAUUCAACACCUCAAACUCUCCAAAGCAAAUCGUGAUCAAGAUCAUUUCUCAACAAAAAGAAGCUCCGGGGACUUCACCACCAGAGCUUUCUUCUUCAACAAGAAGCCUAGGUCCCCUCCAGUAUCUCCAAAACCAACUAAAGUUCAAGAGCUGAAUGUGUAUGAAAUCAACGAGCGAGACAGAGGCAGCCCAGCCUUUUUAAAACUGAGUCAAAAACCCCAAAACUCUCUCGGUGACCUUGUGCCUUUCUCCAACAAGCUUUACUCUGGAGACUUACAGAAACGGCUAGGCAUAACUUCUGGUCUCUGUGUACUAAUCCAAAAUGUGCCAGAAAAGAAAGGUGAUAGAUAUGAGGCAACAUACAGCUUCUACUUUGGUGAUUAUGGUCACAUAUCAGUACAAGGAGCAUACCUGACCUAUGAGGAUACCUACCUAGCUGUGACUGGUGGGUCUGGGAUCUUUGAGGGUGUGUAUGGACAGGUCAAAUUGCAGCAACUUGUGUUUCCGUUCAAGUUGUUUUACACUUUCUAUUUGAAGGGAAUACCUGAUUUGCCAGCUGAACUUCUGGGACAGCCAGUCACCCCAUCGCCAAGUGUGGAACCGGCUCCUGCUGCUAAGGCCACGGAACCUCGUGGGAUUAUCCAAAACUUCACUAAAUGAUCCAUUUUGUUUAUUUUUUAGCUUAAUUUCUUUUUGCCAUUUUCUUUCCAGUCAAUGUUUGUUUCUCGCCGGAGAAAUUAAGUCUCAACGAUGUAUCUGGGGGGCGGUGUUUGUUUUUGUAGUGUUGCCGUUAUUUUAAAUUAAUAUAUUUUUUAUAUUAUUAUAA